GUAACCCAAAUAUGACCUUUGCACCUAACGUAAUACUAGCGGGAAAAUGGCUGCCUUUGACCAAGCUCGAAGUUGAAGAGACCGUGAGAACAAGAGUGUGUGUCUAUGAAUGUCUACUGAGUCAGGUGUGCUGUACUAAUUCAUUGGAAAGAGAAAAACUAAUAGGGCCAAGCCUCUCAGAGCAAUAACACUGGUGCCUACAUGCUUUGGAAGAAUGGAGCAGCUCUUUGAUAAAACUGUCAGUGUUGGAAUACAGUCGUCUGACAGAGAUGAUCGGCAGACGACGAUUGGCAUCACUGUCUUACUGAACACCGUGACAACACCCAUUCACAAGAAGGAGUUGUUGAUUCGUCUGACUGAUGACAGUGAUCCUUUCUUCCUCUUCACUCUGGCUCUGGGGGAGGGAGACUUUCAGGGGCUGAAGAGCCAGCAAGGUCUGCUGGUGGACUUCAGUGCCUUCCCUCAGAAGUUUAUUGACCUGUUGGAGCUGUGCAUAGCAGAAACUGGAAAACUGAGUCCAAAGUUCCUGCUGCAGUUGUCUCUUGGUGCCACUGAGGGUGGAAUGGCCGUCCUGAAUGUUGUGGAGACCAACCCGUUCAGACAUCUCAACCACCUCUCUCUCAAGUUUGUGCCUGCUAGCGACACCUACCUCAAGAAAUACCUCGCCGAGUGCCUACUAGGACUCAAGGAAGAGAACUGUUAUUUGAGUGAGAGCCUCACUACGACACGGACCGACCUCUCUGCCCAGCUGGCUCAGUGUGAAGAGACUCUUUCAAGACGCAGCAGUGAGCUUGAAUCAUUGAAGGCUCAGUGGAAUGCCCAUGCCACCACUCUGAGCAGUGAACACUCAGUGAGCCUGUCAUCUGAGAGAGAGAAAGCCCUACAAACUCAGUCUGAGAUGGCUGACAGGUUUGCGAGGGAGAAGAGAGAGAUGGAGGAACUGCACACUUCCAGGCUGCGUGGCAGUGAGGAGAGGGUGGCUGAACUGGACAAGGCUAACAAGGAGCUCACUGACCACAAGUACCGUUCAGAGGCAGCCAUCAGAGAACUCAAGACCAAACUCAGAGCAUCAGAGGAGGAGUGCUCUGGUGCUCGUGAGGAGCUGGCUAGGUUGAGGAGAGACAACUCCUCUCUGGACAGCACCAAUCACGAGCUGGAGAAGACUGUCUCUCAACUCAGGAUGAGGGUGGCUGUUCUCGAGCAGGAGCUGCAAGAUAAAGAACAGGUGAUCAGUAGGAGCUCUGAAUUGCUGGAUGCCUCGUCUGAGCAGAAGAGAAGCCAUGAGGUCACACUGGAGCAGAAACAAAGGCAAAUCACCAAACUAGAAACUGCUUUCAAGUCAGCAUCACAGGAAGUGAUUAAGGGGAAUGAGAUCAUUCAGAAGCUUCAAAUAGACCUACGGAACAUUAAAUCAAAGCUGAAGUUACGCAACAUGGUGACAACUCAGCAGGAGAGGGUGAUUGGUGAGAGGGAGGGUGCUCUGGACAAACUGAGACUGGAGUCGGAGGCUGUCAAAGUCACUAUGGCCAGGAAAGAUGAGGAGUUGGCCAAAGUAGGGACAUCCCUUAAAGAAGCACUUGAGAAACUGGAGGAAAGUAAAAACGAGUUGAAGACCAACGAAAAUGUGAUCAGUUGGCUCAACAAGCAAAUGAAUGAUCAGAUGAUGGGAAGUGGGCGUGGCAUUCCCCGCCCACCUCUCCCCUCGCUCUCCACAAUCCGCUCCUCCCCACCCUCACAACCUUACACCGUGGGCGGGCAGCUCAGCGACAUCGGUGCCCUCUACACUCACCAGAUGCAACAGAGACCGCAGUUUAGUAGCACUCCCUCUGGCCCCACCUCCUCCCACGCUACCACUGGUCCCCCUCGACAAGCACUGGGCUCUAUCGCUAGCCAAGAGAACGUACGACAACAAGUCUUGUUUAAAGGCCCGGGGGCUUCUAAAGGAGGUCUUGCACCCUCUCCUCUGUCGGCUCAUUCACUAAGUGCACACUCAGCAAUCAGAGGUCAAUUGACUCCACCCACUGCUGGUCUGAGGUCAAAAGAUGCCUUGUCCAAGUCUUCCCCUGGUCGACCCUCUGGGCCGUGGUUGGAUCCUAAAUAUUUGGCACAAGACCUCCCUCCUAGUGAGCUAAGGACAAACGUCACACCUAGAGUACUCCCCAAACAAGUGCCCCCAGCUUCAUCAUACUUUCCUAAGAACUAGACUGUAUUGUAGACAAUGUCUCUGAUUAUGGGUAAUUUUAACACAUUGUUGAUGUAACGCAUGUUACUUGUGUAUUUGACUUCUUUCAAAUUGA
This is a messenger RNA of Halichondria panicea, 2297 nucleotides long. RefSeq names its product spindle assembly abnormal protein 6 homolog. The record is from RefSeq and is a predicted model, not a curated record. The transcript has 16 exons. Lineage: Eukaryota; Metazoa; Porifera; Demospongiae; Suberitida; Halichondriidae. Gene Ontology annotation, cellular component: centrosome; centriole. Gene Ontology annotation, biological process: centriole replication. Bases 215 to 2203 code for a protein of 662 amino acids.